Colletotrichum acutatum is the source of this 2061-nucleotide messenger RNA. RefSeq lists its product as uncharacterized. The transcript is spliced from 3 exons. Gene Ontology annotation, biological process: regulation of DNA-templated transcription. The coding region runs from base 1 to 2061 and encodes 686 amino acids. Lineage: Eukaryota; Fungi; Ascomycota; Sordariomycetes; Glomerellales; Glomerellaceae. The record is from RefSeq and is a predicted model, not a curated record. Gene Ontology annotation, molecular function: DNA-binding transcription factor activity, RNA polymerase II-specific; zinc ion binding.
AUGUCGUCCAAUUUGUUGAACUUCAACAAACCAUGCAACGGAUGUCGACGUCGAAAGGUCCGCUGCGAUAAGGCCAAGCCAUGCCUCAACUGUGUUCGUCAUGGCAUUUCUUGUGUCUACGAUCCCCAGAGGGAGCCCGGCAUCCCCAGCCCCGAAAGUCAACAGCAGCUGCAGGAGAGAGUCGACCGACUGGAAAGGGUGAUCGAGGAGAUGAAGGGCAUGUCUGUUCGAGGAGAAUCACUUAAGGCGACUAGCAGCUCGUUUCCGUCUGCGAGUCCAGCAACAAGCCACUUUGGCGAGUUUUACCACGAACGAGAUGAGUCCCUGGCUGGAGAUCCUGGAAUGCAGGUUUACGACGAGAACGUUUCCUAUUAUCUUGGACCCGACUACUGGCUCAACCUCCAAGACGUUGUCUACGAGCCGAGAUGCCUAUUCCGUAUCGACUCGGAUAAGACGGGCAAGAAUCCCGCAAGUCCGUCUUCCUGGCCUAUUGGUCGAACACCCGUUCUGACCGAUCUUUCUCAUCUACACCUUGAACCCGAGAAGGAAGAUAUCUUGACCGACCUUUUCCUUGCGCAUGUUGAGCCCUACGUUCGAAUAGUCCACGAGUCCUACUGGCGGCAGCAAAUCACAGAUUUCCGAGUGGGCGUCCACAAAAUCCCGAUAGACGUGGAGGCAGGCAUGUUUGCAACCCAAGCCAUGACCGUUGCGGCAUUGCCGGCAAACCUUAUCCAAGAGAGGUUAGGCAAACCGAAAAAGGAUCUCCUUCGACACCUGCAGGAAGCUACCCAACUAGCCCUCGAGAGAGCAGACAUUUUGCGGAGUAGGAAGGUUUUGGCUUUCUUUGCUCUGCUCUAUCAUAUUCAAGCGAAAUUCAUCACGGGUGAUGGAGAAAUCGCAGUUUCUCUCCUCGGAUUAGCUGGCCGAUUUGGAACAAGACUUGGACUGCACCGAGAUCCGAGUCACUAUAGCUAUUCGCCCUGGAUAGCAAAUAUGAGACGCCGGGUCUGGACUCACUUCGAAAUCAUGGACAACCCGGUGUACAAUUUGGAGGGCGCAGACUCUGGCCUGCCAUCAAUAUCCGACGUCCAGCCCGCAAAGAAUGCAAACGACAGUCAGUGGAUGCCAAAUCGAUUUGCAAAACCAGGCUCUGCCCCUCCAGAUCAAGAUGGAAUCACGGACAUGUCUUUUGUCUUGAUACGGCAGCAUCUGUUCAAGACGAUGCAAUCAAUAACGCGAAGGAGGAACGACACGAGCCCGGAAGAGCUGAAUAGGAUAAUUGACCAGACUGAGAACUUUAUCAAGGCUAAGUUUAUAUCCCACGUUGACGGCAGCUCUGCAAGCCAUGCGAUAAUUGUAUCAUAUUUCAGAACAAGUAUGAGGAGCAUGCGACUUCUAGUUGAAACCGUUGUGGCUCGACAUACCGGUGCUGGUCAAGAUGCUGAAUUCCGAUCGGGAUUCUAUCAAGAGUGUGUGGAAAUUCUAGAGGAAGCAGAGCGCGGUGAAGCAGUGGCUCUCCAAAACCAUUGUGGCUGGAUCUACAGAUGGCCGACGACACCCUUCACGAUUUCAAAUAUUCUCAUCGGUCUCGCUCAACAACCAAAACAUCCGGUUACGGAUCGAGCAUGGCGGCAAAUGAACAUUGUGUUCCGGAGACACAACAACGAGGACAUUAGCAUGCGCAAGUUUGCUGCUUGGAGAGUCAUCGAGGCUCUAUGCGACCAGGCUAUGCUUUACCACAAGCAGAGAUCACACGAAGGAGCGUGGUAUGCCCAGAGGUUAGACCAAGUCCAGGCCUUAACUACGGCGCAGGGAAAGGCCUCCCUCUCACUGGAGAAUGCGACAGUCGACGACAUCCUAGGCGACGUGCAAAUGUUUGGUCAAGAUGCUUCAGUCUUGGGUGGUCACAGCUAUUUUGCAGCUCAGCAAGCACUUGAGCCGCUGGGUUAUCCUCCUUGGAAUCAGUCGCCAACUGAACAAUCUCACGGUCAGAGUCAACCGCAUCCGCACCAGCAUCCUCAUCCGCAUCAACCACCGUCUGAUGAUGGCGAAGACAUAUGA